AUGAAGGAAAAUCAGACAACGGUUACAGAGUUUAUCCUACUGGGAUUUGGUCUUGGUCCAAAGAUUCAGAUUUUCCUUUUUGGACUCUUCUCUCUGUUCUACAUCAUCACCCUACUGGGGAACGGGGUCAUCCUGGGGCUCAUCUCCCUGGACUCCAGACUGCACACCCCCAUGUACUUCUUCCUGUCCCACCUGGCCAUCGUGGACAUCGCCUAUGCCUGCAACACGGUACCCCAGAUGCUGGUCAACCUUCUGGACCCAGCCAAGCCCAUCUCCUUUGCCGGCUGCCUCACACAGACUUUUCUCUUUCUGGCUUUUGCUCUCACUGAGUGUCUCCUCCUGGUGGUGAUGUCCUAUGAUCGGUACGUGGCCAUCUGCCACCCACUCCGCUACUCCGUCAUCAUGAGCUGGAGACUCUGCAUCUCCCUGGUGGUCGCCUCCUGGCUCUGCGGCUCCCUUCUAGCUCUGGUCCACGUGUCUCUCAUCCUGAGGCUGCCCUUCUGUGGGCCUCAUGAGAUCAAUCACUUCUUCUGUGAGAUCCUGUCUGUCCUCAAGCUGGCCUGCGCUGACACCACACUCAACAAAAUCGUCAUCUUCGUUGCCUGUGUCUUCAUCCUAGUGGGGCCCCUCAGCCUGGUGCUGGUGUCCUACGCGCGCAUCCUCAUGGCCAUCCUCAGGAUCCAGUCAGGGGAGGGCCGCAGGAAGGCCUUCUCCACCUGCUCCUCCCACCUCUGCGUGGUGGGGCUCUUCUUUGGUAGUGCCAUAGUUAUGUACAUGGCCCCCAAAUCCCGCCACCCAGAGGAGCAGCAGAAGAUCCUCUUCCUGUUUUACAGUUUUUUCAACCCUAUGUUGAACCCUCUGAUCUACAGCCUGAGGAAUGCAGAGGUUAAGGGCGCCCUGAGGCGAGUGCUGGGUAAGGGAAGUCACUCCCAGAUGCAGUGA
Molecule: messenger RNA, 942 nt
Organism: Sorex fumeus (smoky shrew)
Lineage: Eukaryota; Metazoa; Chordata; Mammalia; Eulipotyphla; Soricidae
Product: olfactory receptor 2A1/2A42-like
Exons: 1
Coding region: 1-942 (313 amino acids)
Biological process (GO): G protein-coupled receptor signaling pathway
Cellular component (GO): membrane
Molecular function (GO): olfactory receptor activity; G protein-coupled receptor activity
Source: RefSeq, a predicted model, not a curated record